AAUACCAAGAUUUGUUGACGGUUGACAGUCGAGCAAAAAUGUCACGUCUUUCAGGUAUAUUAGGUAUAAUCGUUGUCAUAAAAAUUGCCAUAUGUGCUUCAGAAAACUUUAGGAAUAAUAAACCUCAGUCUAGGGCAGCAACUUUUCAUUUUCCGGAGUACGCGUACAAAGAAACAAGCAAAAAUGAAAUCACCUAUCACGAUUACGAGCUAGCCUGUGGACAAAACUCACAAUGUGUUAAUGCCAAUUCAGCUAUGGUUUCCAAAUUAAACUGCUUAAGGCAAUGUAUAUCGCAUUCUUGCUAUCAAGAUAUAUAUGCUUUUGAUGAGCUUGAAGAAGGCGAAAUCGAUGUCAGAACGAAUUCAUUUAAAGGUUGCGUUAUACAACGUAUGUAGCACAAGGCCCCAAUCCUAUAUCGAUUGUAUUUGACAAACUACCUGCAGGAACUGCAAUGGAAGAUUUCCGAGUAUAUUUAUAAAUGGAUAUAAAUUGGCUUUUUUCAAAUGCCUACAUCAACAAUUUUAAAUUUCGAUUGGUAUCAGAAAACCAUUUUGGUAAAAAUGGGUGACUUUAAGAAAUAGGUUAAAGAAAAAUAAAAAAUACUUAAAAAAUUAUAAUGUGCGCCAAAUUAGGGUCGAUUUUUGGCACUUGGUAUCGGAAAAAGAAUAGCACAAAACCAAAUAAAUUUAAAUGCAGAAUUGCAAAAGAUGAAA
Messenger RNA from Drosophila montana, 713 nucleotides. RefSeq lists its product as uncharacterized. The coding region runs from base 39 to 395 and encodes 118 amino acids. The transcript is spliced from 3 exons. NCBI's taxonomy places the organism in Eukaryota, Metazoa, Arthropoda, Insecta, Diptera, Drosophilidae. The record is from RefSeq and is a predicted model, not a curated record.